Messenger RNA from Dermatophagoides pteronyssinus (European house dust mite), 1531 nucleotides. RefSeq lists its product as uncharacterized. Lineage: Eukaryota; Metazoa; Arthropoda; Arachnida; Sarcoptiformes; Pyroglyphidae. The record is from RefSeq and is a predicted model, not a curated record.
UUUUCUCCUAUUGAUCAUCAUUAAAAAAACUUUUUUUUUUCGUCGAUAUAAAUUGUCGUGAUCAUUUUGUGCUUUUUUGGAUUUCCUGAUUGUGUGCUUGUGUGUGUGUGUCGGGACUGUGUGUUUUCGUUUUUAUUUUAUCUGAUCAUUUUUUAAUUUUUUUUUGUUGUUGUGACUAAAAAUUCAAUGAAAUAUGUUUCCGUUUGAUAAAUCCAUCAUUCUGUUCUGUGUAUUGACCGUUGGUCAAAUUGUUCGAGCUCAAUAUGGAGGUGGUGGUGGUGGUAAUUAUGGCGGUGGUGGAGGAGGAGGAGGUGGUGGUAGUUAUGGUGGAGGCGGAAAUUAUGGCGGCGGUGGUAUGGGAUAUACUUCAUACAAACCAGAACCGCCACGGCAAAUGCGACUCAACUUGGGCAUUGCAGUUCCACCAAUUAUUCUCAAGAUGCCACGUAUGGAAUUCCCACAAAUGUCAAUUCGAGCCAAUUUCAUGAAACAACCGUAUGCAAAACCAUUGGAAGUUAAUAUGCCGCCUCCACCACAAAUUCAAUUCGGUGAUGAUAAAACUUACGGUACCGGCGGAUAUAGUAAAAAUUCAGGUGGAAGUUAUGGAGGUGGAGGAGGAGGUGGUGGUGGUGCUUCAAUGACAUAUUCUGAACCUGCAAGUGGAUACAGCGGCGGUGAAGCUUCGGGUGGUUAUGGUGGGGGAUCUGCUCCAGCUCCACAAAUGGGCGGAUACGGUGGCGGUGAACCUGCUCCAUCUCCAAUGGGUGGAUAUGGUGGUGGUGGUGAACAGGCACCAUCUCCUAUGGGUGGUUAUGGCGGUGAACAACAACAAGCUCCAGCUCCCAUGGGUGGAUACGGCGGUCCUCCACCAGCUCAAAUGGGCGGUUAUGGCGGAUCUCCUCCAGCUCCGAUGGGAGGUUAUGGCGGACCUCCUCCAGCUAACAUGGGCGGUUAUAGCGAACCUUCUCAAGCUCAAAUGGGAGGUUACGGUGGCCCACCUCCAGCCCAAAUGGGCGGUUACGGCGGAAAUUCAAUGGGCUAUGGUGGCAUGCCAUCUUCUGGCGGUGGCUAUGGCGGACCGUAUGGAACAAUGUCAAAUGUUGGAAUUGAAAAAACGAUUACUGUUGGCACUGAUCCAAGUCUAGGAAACCAAUAUGGAGCUAGUCAUCCUCCAAAAUAUGCUCUACCGGUGAUCGAAGCUAAAGGUUCGGGAGCUAAUGCAAUGCCAAGCAUGACCAUGGCUACAGCAUCAUCAAACACGCAGCCAAUGAUGCCAAUGCUACCACCAAUGCCAAUGCCGGUACCGAUGAUUCCACCACACAUGAUUAUGCCACCGAUGCCAAUGCCAAUGUUUAUGCCACCUCCAUUUCCAUUUCCAUCUGGUCCAUAUAUGCCACCAAUGAAUCCUCAACAACAACAAUCUAAAAAUUAGAUGUUAUUGAUGAAUCUCUAAUGAUGAUCAAAUGGAAAAAUCAUUCCAGAUCAAAUUUAAAAAAAAAAAUAAUAAUCCAAAACUGGAAAGCCGGUCUUU